This is a messenger RNA of Manis javanica (Malayan pangolin), 3112 nucleotides long. RefSeq names its product ubiquitin like 4B (gene UBL4B). The record is from RefSeq and is a predicted model, not a curated record. NCBI's taxonomy places the organism in Eukaryota, Metazoa, Chordata, Mammalia, Pholidota, Manidae. Gene Ontology annotation, molecular function: protein binding.
CUGCUCCGUGCUCAGGACACUUCUCUACCUCCCCUGCAGUCCUGCUCUGGAAACAACCCUCCUGCAGCAUUGUGACACCACUGUGCAGUAGCCAAUGGCUGCCCACCUGGGCUGGGCCUCGGCCUCCUAGGACCACAGCCCUCCACUGAUGGGUGAAGUUACCUUCUCCUGCAGGACCCCUUAACCCUAGGGCAGCCACUGGAGUACUGAUCCCUCCUGAUUCCACUUCCGGCCCCAUGUUCCUCAUGGUCAAGCUGCUCCUGGGCCGGAGAUGCAGUCUGAAGGUGUCAGGGCAGGAGAGCGUCAUGCUGAAGAAGCUGGCGUCAGAGCGGCUGCGGGUGCCUGAGGAGCAGCAGCACCUGCUUUUCUUUGGCCAGCCUGCCGAUGACAAGCAGCUCUCCAACUACUGCAUGGGGCCCAAUGCCUCCAUCAGUGUCAUCAUGUGGCCCCCAGAGAAGAUGGUGCCUGAGGAGGCCUGUCAGUGCCAGCCCCUGUAGCACCAUCUGGGCCAAGUCCUAGCCAAACCCUUUGGGCCCCAGGACACCAAGGCAGUGCUGCAGCUGCUGAAGCAGGAGCACAAGGAACGCCUGCAGAGGAUAAGCCUGGGGGACCUGGAGCAGCUGGCACAGCACCUCCUGAAAGAGGAGCCCUUAGUGGAGCCCACAGGCCAGGGGCAGCCUGAGGCAGCCUCAGAGCCCAUGAGACUCAGAGGAGGAGGAGGCGGCUGGUCAGUAAACUGGCCCGUCCUACUCAUUCGCAUGCUCACAUUCACCUGGCCUUGGCCUUGCGCGUCCCCUGCUGACGCCCCACCAGGUCUCACUGAUGUACAUGCAUCCUCACCCCUUUCUGAAACUUCAAAGCAAAGACAGCGGGAUUCUGCACCCCUCUGUCCUCUCUUGGGCAUGUGGUCCUCUCUGAAACACAGAAUGAUUCCACCCCCAUCACCAUCCUAGAGGGGGUUCUGACUGCCCCGUGGGCAGCUGUAAAGGGGCAGUCAAAGGCAGCCUCCCCAUCCUGGGCUGGGCAGCCCCUCCUGGGCAAACCCCCAGGUGCAGGUCUUCAUGGCUCUGUCUAGACCCUCUUUUUCCUUUGGGACAGACAGAUGGAUUACAUGAGUUCAUGUUUCCCCAGCCUCAGGGCAUGGCUUCUACACCCAAGACCACCAUAGGCACAAGGUGAGGAAUGUCAGGUGGCUGCCCUUGACUAGUGGUCUGUCCCUGCUGUGUGCCUGCUUGUGCUUCUACAGUUUAAGGGACAGGACAGCAGAGGUAGGAGUGGGAAGAGAGCACCUACCAUGUGCCAGGCCUGGAGUACUCAGGGAGACACACGCAGACCAGGAAUAGCAGGGUACUGGGGCCUCAGCAGAAAAGGCAGUAGGCAGUCCCACCUUCACCGUGGCUGGUGUGAGAGAGCCGUGCCCAGCCCCUGACCAUGUGCCAACAGUCAGUAGGUGUCCCUGAGCCCCUUUUACCUGCCCAGUGCUGCUCAGGCUCCCUGGGGGCAAACAGGUACCAGUCAGUACCCUCACAGAGCUCACAGCCUAGAUGGAGAGAUGUCAUAAUGUGACAAGUAAAUUGGCAACAUUAGCUAGAGUACAGCCUGGGUGACUGAACACCUGGGGAGCUGCCUUGCAGCCUGGGGUGGCCAGAGUACAGGAAAUCCAGGCCCUCUAAGUGUGAGAGAGAGAACCCCCACACCCUGUGUCUGAGGGGAGCAGGGGGCUUGCUGAGAGUCUGGUCCCCCGCGAAGUCCCUGAGGGGCUGGUAUUGCACUCCCUCCUGGGUGGUGACAGACAGGGAAGGGGAUGAAGGACAGUGUCUUGAAUAAGUGGGGCCCACCGUCCCAGGAAGCCUUGGGGCCCCAUGGCCAGCUCCAGUCCCAGCUCAGCUGUUGUCUGCUGCAUGGCCUUGGUUAACUUCCUUCACCUGUCUGAUGCUCUGGUUUUUCUGAUGAGCUGUUAAAUGGGGUUCAUUGUAAUGGUAUCUACUGACCCCAUAGGUGUUCCUAAGGGUUAGAUGUGAAGAACUGUGCAACUGAGAGUGAUGUCCUCUAGCGGUGAGGGCGGUGGCAGGGAGAGAUCCUGGAAACCAGGUCUCUGGCUCUGUGAGACCGCUUAGCAGUGGCUGUUACCCCAUCCAGAGUGAGACCCCUUCUUCAGCUAAUGCCUGUUCCCUUUACCAGCGAGCGAAGAGGAAAGGCGGGGCCUCGAGGAUCUGAGCUAUGUCAGGGAGGACCUCUUCCCGGGGCAGUGAGGACUCAGCACCCACCCUGGGGCAGGAAGGCCCAGCCUGCUCCUUGGUUCCUGCCCAGGUCCAGGUCCUGGUCCCAGGCGGCUGUAGGAGAGGCCUGCUCAGGAUCUGUGGCGUGUUUGUGCUGGGCCCAUGCCAUUUGUCAAGGGGCACGAGCCUAUUAUCCUUAUAUUAGGGGAGCUAAUAGUCCAUUUUCCAGGAAAUCUGUGAGCGAUAAAAACAAGUGGGCCAUUUUAUUCCUUUUGCUGAGAGAAGAAGGCAUGAAGGGCGGGGGAAGCCUUUGUGUUCUCUCUAGUCAGUGGGAGUGUCAGGGCUGCCUGAGAGCCCCCUCCACUGCUUCUGUCCCCAGUGCUGGGGGAAGAAUGACUCCAGUCUCACACGGCAAGAAGCAAAGUUGUUCUGCCCCUCUGUGCCCAUGAUCACCUCGUACUGUUUCACCCUUCCCUUGGGCCUGUGCUCCUGUCCCUCCUGCAGGAGCUGAGCACUGGAGAGGAGGCACCACCACUCAGAGCUUCGUGAAAACUUGUGACCUCACCCGGUGGUGUUACACUCAGUGCCAAGUUCCUCACUGUGAGGUGACGGGCAUUUUCCCCUAAUGGAUGAACUUACAGGUAUCAGGGAACAGCAGGUGGGCCUGGAUUGGGAGGCUGGGGGCAGCUGCCCUUCAUACUCCAGCGAUGGGUUAGAACCUUAUUCAGCCUGGAGAACGCUAGCUCUUGGGCUGCCUGCCAUGGGGACCCUAACUUGUGCCCAGUUUCACCUUUUUUCAAAUUUAAAUUAAACCUGUGUGUGUGAGCCAGCAUGACUCCCUGUGCCCUUCCGGGCUGUCACCACCCCCCAACCUGGGAUGGUAGGGAUGAGGA